UCUUACAUCAAACAAGAAUAAUAAAAUAAAAUAAAACAUAAAAUCUGAUUUCGCCUCAGCAGCUCCCAGUAAUCAAAUACAUCAAAUUUUUCAAAGGUUUUCAGGAUCUACACAUAUCUGGCAGGCACAAUACAUGACCCAAAUCAGACAUUCCCAAGUAGUGAUUUCUUCUCGUGCUCUUCCAAGACUUUCCCACCAUGACAAGGCUGACGAUGUGAAGGUAUCAACUGCUAUUCCAACUCUAAUGGCAUCGUCUGUUACCUUCCUUUCAUCGAAAAUGCAUGCCACUUCAUCUGCCCAAUCCGAGAAAUUCCAACAAGAGCCGUCGAAGUCCGGAAACUCACCACUCCAUAUUGCCGAGUCUGAAAAUUCAUCAUACGACAUUAAGCAGUCAUAAUCCUCAUCCAUCUUAAGCAAUUCAUCAUCGUACACAUCCAUGUUAAGCAAUUCUCAAAUACAAAAACAAAAUCAAUCAAUCACAGACUUUCUUCUUGAUGAAUCAGACACGCGAACCCUAGUUUUUGCUUCUGAUGCUAUCUCACCUUAAGAUUAAGAUACAAGGAAGAAGGAAUAUGGUUUCUGAACUAACCCCCUAUGAUUUAUAUAGAACAAGCGGAAGUCCUGAAUAUAGAAGUUUGAAGAAAUAUGGAAACGCGUUUCAAAAUUACAACUCUACUACCUGUUUCCUAAUCUUGUAUUAACUCGAAUAUGGAAACUCUGUAAGCGGGUCUACGAAGUGUUUGAUAGAAAUUCUUAAUGAGUUUUCCGUUUGCCCAAUUGGUUUCUAUCACUAUCAAGCAACACUGAUUUCACCCAGCAACACAAUGCUUCUAAAUGGAGAAACACCUUUUGUGUGUGAAUAUGCUACACAAUAUGGUUCAUGCCGAUGGAUCCGUCCUUCAAACUUUUGAUUACUUAAAGCAAAAUGGCUUACAAGGAUUUGUUGAUAUUUGGCCAAGACCUACUGCCAUAGCAUGGAAAACUAUUGCUUGCUAUGCAGCAUUCGAGGCUCUACUUCAACUUGCUCUUCCUGGCAAACGAGUUGAAGGUCCCAUCUCUCCUGCAGGGAAUGUACCUGUCUACAAGAUGGUAUUUGGAAAGCUGAAGACAAUUAGAAAGGUUUAACCCUGCAAUCGUCGAUGACCAUUUGGGAGAGAUUUACUCAGCACUCAUCUCCGGAAGUUUAAUCUUUUGUAUCCUUCUAUACAUAAAAGGUCGUAGUGCUCCAUCCUCCACCGGCUCCGGAUCAUCUGGGAAUCCUAUCAUUGACUUCUACUGGGGAAUGGAGCUAUAUCCUCGAAUUGGGAAAUACUUUGAUAUUAAGGUCUUUACAAAUACAAAUUGUAGAUUCGGUAUGAUGUCUCGGCGUGUUCUUGCUGUCACUUAUUGUAUCAAGCAGUAUGAAAUGAAUUGGAAAGUAGCUGACUCUAUGCUUGUGAACACUGUAUUGAUGCUUGUGUACGUAACCAAGUUCUUUUGGUGGGAAGCUGGAUACUGGAGUACAAUGGACAUUGCACAUGAUCGAGCUGCGUUUUAUAUUUGCUGGGGAUGCUUGGUCUGGGUUCCGUCAAUUUAUACCUCACCUGGAAUGUACCUAGUCAAUCAUCCAGUGAAUCUUGGUACUCAGACAGCACUUCUUAUCUUAGCUGCUGGUGUUCUGUGUGUAUACGUCAACUACAACUGCGACAGGCAAAGACAAGAAUUCCGCAGAACAAAUGGAAAGUGCUUGGUGUGGGGAAGAGCUCCAUCAAAGCAGAUUGUCGCCUCCUAUCAAACUAGCAAGGGGGAGACCAAAGCUAGCCUUCUUUUAACCUCAGGAUGGUGGGGUUUAACACGGCACUUUCAAUACGUGCCAGAAAUAUUAUCUGCUUUCUUUUGGACUGUGCCAGCGCUUUUUACCCAUAGGCUUCCAAUUUCAUCUUUUGGGAAAAUUGCUCAAUUAGUUCAACCCAGAUAUUACAGUGAGUUUUUUCAUUGCCUUAUUUUCCUGAGCAGGAUGUGGUUCCACAGGCCUUUUAGAGCCGAGUGGUUACUAAACGUGAUUGAAAGUCCAUCAGCCAGCAGUGGCUGUGGAUUCUGUUCAGCUAGAAUGUAUAACCAGAGAGGGCAGCUUGUUGCGUCGUUGAUUCAAGAGGGUCUCAUUAGGACGGCCAGAUCACAACAAUCAGUAGCCAAAUCAAAUCCCUGAUUUGAUCAGUAGAUUUUAUGCAUAAUGGACCCUGUGGAAGGAAAGGAAUCAGAGGCCAUUCAACAACAAGUCUCUCAAGAAUUAAGCUCAUUCAAAAAAUCAUCAGGCAUGCAAUCGCGUACUAUCUCUAUCUAACCACCAGUGUCUCAGAAUUCUCUCUUAAGGAGUUCAUGUCAACUGGAAGUGUGUGUUAUCUUUGAACCACCUUGAAUCAGCUCUUUUCUUUUCUGCAGCUCUUCGUUCUUGUAGUUAGCUUUUCUUUUUUGUUUGCUCUUUCUCUUCGGGUGGAUGCUUUGUCCUUCAUUGCCAGAAAUUUGUAAUUUGUAUUUAUCUUUGCAGUUGGCUUCUGGUUCUUUCAAUAAAAUCCAGAUCCUGUAAGCACACAGAUAUAGGCUCAUCAGAAUCUUCCAAGCAAUUACAUUUUUUUUCUCUCUUUUGCCGAA
Messenger RNA from Papaver somniferum (opium poppy), 2631 nucleotides. RefSeq names its product 7-dehydrocholesterol reductase-like. Gene Ontology annotation, molecular function: oxidoreductase activity, acting on the CH-CH group of donors, NAD or NADP as acceptor. The transcript is spliced from 14 exons. Gene Ontology annotation, biological process: sterol biosynthetic process; brassinosteroid biosynthetic process. The record is from RefSeq and is a predicted model, not a curated record. NCBI's taxonomy places the organism in Eukaryota, Viridiplantae, Streptophyta, Magnoliopsida, Ranunculales, Papaveraceae. Gene Ontology annotation, cellular component: endoplasmic reticulum membrane. The coding region runs from base 1283 to 2188 and encodes 301 amino acids.